AUAGAAAACAAAAAUAGAUCCAUUGAUAAGGCAUAUCUCUAGAACCCCUAAAUCCUCCCUCGCCCUUUUCUUCCUCAUUAGCUAUGUCUACCAAAAAAGGCGGAGUUUCACUACCGGAUCGUCCCGGCGCCGGAGAUGGUAUCAUUUCUAGGUUUUCAUCAUCCAUAUCUGAAUCACCGAUUGUGUACCAAGGGAAGCGAGCCGCUUCCGAUGUCGCGUUUGUAGCCAAGAAACUUUUCAAGAGCACCGGAAAAGCCGCCUGGAUCGCCGGGACUACUUUUCUGAUACUCGUUGUUCCGUUAAUUAUCGAGAUGGAUCGCGAUGCGCAGCUCACUGAACUCGAGAUGCAACAAGCUAGCUUGUUGGGAGCACCUCCUCCUGCAGGAGCAAAGUGAGGAUUUUGAUUUCGUCUUUUUUUUUGUCUUUAGGGAUAUGGAUUACUUUUUAGUGAUUUAGGAACCUUGCAAUAAGACGAUGGUAUGGAAUUUUCUAAUUUAUCAUUUUGAAACCCAAUCCGUAUAAUGUUUUGGGUCUUCAUUAUGUAACGGAUCGUAUUUUGGCAAUUGCUUUCUCUAUUACAAUGUUACCAUAAGCAGGAAUACCCAAAUUUGCAGCUA
This is a messenger RNA of Solanum tuberosum (potato), 617 nucleotides long. RefSeq names its product mitochondrial import receptor subunit TOM9-2. Bases 84 to 395 code for a protein of 103 amino acids. The transcript has a single exon. Gene Ontology annotation, biological process: intracellular protein transport. The record is from RefSeq and is a predicted model, not a curated record. NCBI's taxonomy places the organism in Eukaryota, Viridiplantae, Streptophyta, Magnoliopsida, Solanales, Solanaceae. Gene Ontology annotation, cellular component: mitochondrial outer membrane.